AAUCUUUGAUUAAUCUACACGGCAAAAAAGGGACACGCAUUCCCCUAAUCUCUCUCUGCGUCAAGUGUUGGAGCUCACAGUUCGAACUUCGAAGCCUGUGAGUCCGUCUUGUUCCUCAACGGCAUGAACUAACAGCUCCCACCCUCUCUCAUUUCGGGUUGGCCGCUUGGAGCAUUCGAUCAUGCAUCAUAUUGGAGAGAGCAUGACAUCGAGAGAGGCUGUGGAUAAUGAACAGGAAAUCUUGCUUAAGAACGAAAAUAGCGGAACAGAUGACGAACCUAAGAUUAACUAUAGAGGGUGGAAGGUCAUGCCCUUCAUAAUAGGGAAUGAGAUUUUUGAGAAGCUAGGAGCUAUUGGUACAUUGUCCAAUCUCUUGGUCUAUCUCACUACAGUAUUCAAUUUAGAAAACAUCACAGCUACAAAUAUUAUCAACAUCUUCAAUGGCAGCACCAACUUUGCUACGAUAAUAGGAGCUUUCUGCUCUGACACCUAUUUUGGCCGUUACAAGACUCUAGGAUUCUGCACGGUGGCUUCAUUUCUGGGUUUAUUAGUAAUACAACUGACAGCAGCAAUUGAGAAGCUGCAUCCACCUCAUUGCGAAGAGAACACCACAUGCAAAGGCCCAACAGAGGGGCAAAUGACAUUUCUAAAGACUGGUCUUGGAUUAUUGUUGAUAGGAGCUGCGGGGAUAAGACCAUGUAACUUGGCGUUUGGGGCUGAUCAGUUUAAUCCUAAUACAGAUUCUGGGAAAAAAGGAAUCAAUAGCUUCUUCAAUUGGUACUUUUUCACUUUUACCAUUGCUCAAAUGAUAUCCUUAACAAUCAUUGUCUAUAUACAAUCAAAUAUCUUCUUUUUGGGUUCGAAUAUGUAUGUAAAAGUUAAACCAAGUGGAAGUCCUCUGACUAGUAUAGUGCAAGUUAUAGUGGUUGCAGCUAAGAAAAGGAAGCUGAAGCUAUCAGAAUAUCUAUAUCCUUCCCUCUUCAACUACUUGCCUCCAAAAUCAGUGAAUUCUAAACUUCCCUAUACAUAUCAAUUCAGGUUCCUCGACAAAGCAGCAAUUAUGACUCCUCAAGAUCAACUAAAUCCCAAUGGAUCUGCUGCUGAUCCCUGGAGUCUUUGCAGUAUGCAGCAAGUGGAGGAGGUCAAAUGCUUGUUGAGAGUGUUACCAAUCUGGGUUUCAUCAAUUUUAUACUUUGUUGUUAUUGUCCAACAGCACACUGUUGUAGUGUUCCAAGCCCUUAUAUCCGACAGGCGUAUUGGGAGUAGCAAUUUCAUGAUCCCGGCUGCAUCCUACUAUGUCUUCCUGAUGAUUACCGUGGCAAUAUGGUUACCUCUCUAUGACAGAAAAGUCAUGCCUUUGUUUCAGAAGCUCACCCGAAGAGACAGUGGCAUCACACUCCUCCAGAGGAUGGGCACUGGCAUUUUUUUCUCGAUAAUCAGCAUGCUAGUGUCUGCAAAGGUUGAACGGCACCGGAGAAAUCUGGCUCUGACCGAACCACUUGGAAUUGAAACGAGAAAAGGUGUGAUUUCAUCAAUGUCAGGUAUGUGGCUGAUUCCUCAGCUGGCAUUGGCUGGUUUAGCCGAGGCAUUUAUGUCCGUUGCACAAGUCGAAUUUUACUACAAACAGUUUCCUGAAAAUAUGAGAAGCAUGGCAGGCUCUCUUUACUACUGCGGCCAUGCAGGGUCAAGUUAUUUGAGUACUUUGCUGAUUUCGACCGUCCACCAAAUCACCGCAAGAUCUGCAACCGGGAAUUGGCUGCCGGAGGAUCUGAACAAGGGGAGGUUGGAUAACUUCUAUUGCAUCAUUGCUGCUAUAGAAGUUGUUAAUUUGGGCUACUUUCUGAUAUGUUCACAGUGGUAUCGGUACAAAGGGACGGACAGCAGCUCCACCGAGCUUGAAAAAUUGACACAACAAUCUGAAAGAACUGCAAAUGGUGUUUAAUGGUUUGAGUUUAUUACAGCUCUUUUGUAGUCAUAGGUCUAUAACUACACUCACCCUUCAUUGAACCAUGACCCUAACAUGAAAUCUCACUUCAUCAUGUGGAGCCAUUACACUUGUAGAGAUCAAAAUCAAAUAGAUUAUUGCAUCGAAAACAAUGUUCUUCCCCUUCAAUUAUAUAGUUUUCAGAGAUAUGUUAUAUGUAGGUUAGGUAAACGGGUGAAUGUACUAAUUUUUUUUGUUUUUUGAAGUGCUGGGUUCAUUCCUUGAGAUGUUUGUCUUGAAACACUCAUAAUGGAAGAGAAAGUAAAGUUACAGCUUAACAUUA
This is a messenger RNA of Arachis ipaensis, 2267 nucleotides long. NCBI's taxonomy places the organism in Eukaryota, Viridiplantae, Streptophyta, Magnoliopsida, Fabales, Fabaceae. The record is from RefSeq and is a predicted model, not a curated record.